CCAAAUCCUGUGUUACUCUCGGUCAUGUAGAUAUGUGAACCGGCUUUAUCCUGCUAUACUGCAAGGGGUGGCACUUCCAGCUACACCUUUUCUCUCUGGCUAUAUAUAUAUACUUUGCUUGAGAUUCAAAGAAAGCCGGUUGCCUGGUGCAUGUGGAAGGGAAUAAAGGAGUGGCUAUAUUAUAACACUGACUCACAUCUCCACUCAUUUACAUGACAAAGUAAGGGGACUUGCUGCAACCACUGCUUUCUGCAAGAAAGAAGUCCCUCUUGGUGACAGCUCUUUGUUGGAGCAGCCUGCAAUACUGUAAUCUCUUGUCACAGCGAUCAGGAACAACAGCCUGUGAUCUGAGUAGCUGAUGCCGACAUAAGCAGCUCACUGGGCUUCAUCAUCCUCAGAAGAACGGAUUGUGAUACCUGGGAGCAGAUCCUUUCUGUUCCUUGUGCGUUUUACCUGCUCAGGAUUUAUCACCAGGAUCGCCAUCACUAGACACUGCAAAAAUGAUGCAGAUAUCUGACUCGUACAACCAGAAGCACAACUUGUUCAAUGCCAUGAACAGGUUCAUCGGGGCGGUAAACAACAUGGACCAAACGGUGAUGGUGCCCAGCUUGCUGAGGGACGUACCUCUGGACAUGGAGGUGAAGGAAGAAGUCCACAAUAGCAACGGAGCUGCCAACUACUUCACAAGGAAAGACAUGCACAGCUACUACAUUCUGCUGAAAUCCAUCAGGAAUGACAUUGAGUGGGGUAUCCUGCAGGGAGACGACAGGAAAAAGGACAAACUGACCACUCUGGACAUUAGCAGGCUGGAGGAUGCGGAUGGAGAGGAGAAUCUGGAGAAGCAGUUCCACUACCACCUGACUGGGCUGCACACAGUGCUCAGCAAACUUACCCGCAAAGCCAACGUCCUCACUAACAGAUAUAAGGAAGAGAUCGGAUUUGGCAGCUGGGGACAUUAACAAUAGUGUCUUGUUAGAACUAUUAUCAUUUUUAUUAUUAUUUGACAGGUUAUGGUUUAUUUUUAUUUUUUUUAACAUUGACUUAUUUUCUGUGGCAGGUGGAUAUAUGAUCACUCUACAGAAAGCUUGGCUCAUAUUUUGAUGAACCAGUCUUAUUUAUUAUGUUAAGACUCAAAAGGUUUACAGCUUGAUAUGAAUAAGAUUUCCUGUAAUGCACCUCUCGGUGCGUCAUAAUACUUUAGGAUGCAGUGACUAAGAAUCCGUUUAGCACAGCCCUGGUUAACCCUUUCAUUGCCGGAGGUUAGCAGCCCAGAUUUAAAAAAAUAAAUAGUCAGAUAUUGUAAUCUCUUGAUGCCUUGGUGAUAUUAUAGUUAUGGGAUGUCUUGGCAUCAUGGUGCAUGGACCCUACCUAUUUCCUUCUGUAGUGCAGCUUUUCUGCAGUAUGUCAGUUAGGGUGGCAUGGGUUAAUCAACAUAACAAAUGAUUCUGAUUAUCAGUAGGCUUAUCAGUAGAGAGAGGAAUUAGGGUUUUUAUUUGCUUUCUGUUAUCAGAAGGGCUGAAUAAUGUAUGAUGGGCAGAUGGGUGGGGCAUCGUGGGAGAAAUUCUAGUGCAAAUUGCAUCAGCCUUUCAUGAUUUUGCACUACUUUUGUAACUACAACCAUACGUUAAUAUAUAAUGCUUAUUUUGCACUGUCCCAGAAAUGCUUGUAUUUAAUUAUGCUAGAACAGAGGAUGAGAGACACAAGACAACACAACUGUAGUUAUAUGUUUCCUUUUGUGAUCCAGGGCAGAUAUUUCUCAUUGUGCACAGUGUAUUAUUAUAACACAUGGCAAAAUGCAGGCAGGCAAUUUAGGCUGUUGUUAAGCCAAUGACAUACAGACUUACAUCUUUGGAAACAUUUCUGGAACUAAAUGAUGCACCUGUAAAAUGUUUAAAUGGGAUGUGGAAUGGUUCCUUGUCAUAUGCAAAAUAGCAAAAAGUCAAAUGAAGCCUUUUUUUUAUUUUGUUUAAUAUUAUAUUUUAAUAAAUAACACAUUGUGUAUUAACGUGAA
Molecule: messenger RNA, 2011 nt
Organism: Pseudophryne corroboree (corroboree frog)
Lineage: Eukaryota; Metazoa; Chordata; Amphibia; Anura; Myobatrachidae
Gene: MID1IP1
Product: MID1 interacting protein 1
Exons: 1
Coding region: 501-959 (152 amino acids)
Biological process (GO): regulation of lipid biosynthetic process
Cellular component (GO): cytosol
Source: RefSeq, a predicted model, not a curated record